AAAUAGAAGUGUACUUAGAGGAGGCACAGAAUGGCAAACCCAUGAUGAAUUGUUAGGGCAUGUUGAGUUGGUUCUCUCAAUGCCUGCAGUCAGAUGAUUUCACUGGCUCUACAGAUGAAAUCUCAUAUUUCAAUGUUUAAGUAAAAGUGUCAAAGUUCAGCUGGAGCAGGGACGGAUACAGAGCAAAUUUUGUGUGUGUUUGUAACUAGGGCACCAGAACAACAGAGGAAGCCAAAAUGAGCCGGAAAAGCAAAAGGAGUUUAAAGGAGAAAUUUGCCUUGAAGAACAGCUUGGUUAAAGAAGCCCUCUCAGAGUUCCUGGGAACUUUUAUAAUGAUAGCACUGGGGUGUGGGUGUGUGGGACAGGCUGUCCUCAGCCGAGGAGUCCAUGGCGGGCCCAUGACAAUAACCAUUGGAUUUGCAAUGGCAGUGACCGUAGCAGUGUAUGUGACUGGGGGUGUUUCUGGUGGUCACAUAAACCCAGCUGUUUCAUUAGCCAUGUGCGUGACUGGAAGAUUAAAAUGGACCAAAUUACCAAUUUACAUAUUAGCACAACUCCUGGGAGCAUUUGUUGGAGCAGCGGCUGUCUUUGGGAUUUAUUAUGAUGCCUUUAUGGAUUACAGCGAUGGGAAACUUGAAGUCACGGGACCUAAUGCAACAGCACAUAUCUUUGCAACAUACCCAGCUCCAUAUCUGUCCCUCAUGAAUGGAUUUGCAGAUCAGGUGAUGUCAACAGCUGUUCUUCUUGUGGCUGUAUUUGCUAUUUUUGACACUAGAAAUAACAGCGUCCCGAAGGGCCUGGAGCCAAUUGCAGUAGGACUUCUCAUAAUUGUUCUUACUUGCUCCUUGGGGAUGAACAGUGGCUGUGCCAUGAACCCGGCCAGGGAUCUGGGCCCAAGGCUCUUCACCGCCGUUGCAGGGUGGGGGAUGGAAGUGUUCACGGCUGGUAAUAAUUGGUGGUGGGUCCCUAUAGUUGCACCUCUGCUGGGAGCUGUAAUUGGAGCAAUGACCUACAUUAUUUUUAUUGAAAUGCAUCACUCAGAUCCUCAGUCAGGAGGAGAAAACGAAGUGCGUGACAAAUAUGAACUGACUAAUAUGGAGUAAGAACUGAAGAAUGUUCUCUGUCAUUUUGUUGUGCAGUUUUUGUGCAAAUGGUUGGACCAUUUUAUAAAACCUGUAUGCCUCCAUUAGAAAUUUACCUUUCAAAGCACAAAUUCUACACAGAACUCAAAACUGAACUCUUUCCCUGAAACAUUGGGCUGAUCACAUUCAAAACUGGGAACCUGGGUAUGAGAAGGGUAAAUUGUUGUUCUUCUCAUAUGGCUUUCAGAUCAAAUUAUCUCCUAGAUGCAAUUGUAGUGAAAUGAUGCACUGACCUGUUAAUUCAACACAUAUGAUCCUAAUCAUGUUACCUAAUUAACUGAAAAUAGAUGAGAUAUUGAUACAAAACUGCAUGCAUUGCUAGUUAAUUGAUUCAGUGCUGAAUUAAUGUGCAAGGGCAUUGCUCACUUCUUAAGAAUGGCUUGCCUGAACAUUAAAAACAAUACCCAAAUUGCCUAAAUGUCAAUUGAAACAGGUUUGGAUAACUUAGUAAAUUUUUAUGGACCCAUCAUUGAACAGCAAGGAAUCAGCUCAGCAGUGAUGAAGUUCAGUAACUCAGAAUACGAUCACAAAAUCUGUGUGUUACAAGAUGAACACCAAAGAGACAAAGAUGUAACUUCUUCAUAGCAGUAAUGUUCAGUUAUUUUUAGACUAUUUACUUGACCUUUAUGCUACCCAAUAUUAAAAGCCUAGCAUAGAAUAUUAAUCUGAACCUCUUCCGCUGUGCUUUCUGGAUAAAAUUCAUUCCUGUGGAGAUGGCCCAGCAAGAGAGGCUUACUCUGGGCAGAGGUCAGCACAAGGCCCACAUCUGUAUAAGCUUUAAAGAGUCCUGCUGCUGAUGAUUUACAUGAGGGGAUUUGGUCUGCAUUGUGGGAGUAAUUUUUAAUUUGGUAGAAGUAAUUAAAAAUAGAAACUUGUCUCAGACCCAGUCCUAGAUCUGAAUUCCCCAGAGAGGGCCAGAUCCACAUUAGAGUUCUGAAGUGUAGGUUCUCUCUUGCUAAGUAGAAGUGGUUGGACAUACACCACUUCCUAAAUAUCCAGCCUUGAAAAUGAAAUUAUUUCUGCUUAAUCCUUUGAAUUGAAUGUAUUCAAUUAAAUCAAAGUUCAUUUCUAAUAUGUAUACAUCUAUACCUGGUUGGUGGUGGUGAUCAUGAAUAAACAGACAUCCUAUUCA
Messenger RNA from Manacus vitellinus (golden-collared manakin), 2274 nucleotides. It is a transcript of the gene AQP9, whose product is annotated as aquaporin 9. Gene Ontology annotation, biological process: glycerol transmembrane transport; water transport. The record is from RefSeq and is a predicted model, not a curated record. Lineage: Eukaryota; Metazoa; Chordata; Aves; Passeriformes; Pipridae. Bases 237 to 1103 code for a protein of 288 amino acids. The transcript is spliced from 6 exons. Gene Ontology annotation, cellular component: basolateral plasma membrane; plasma membrane. Gene Ontology annotation, molecular function: glycerol channel activity; urea transmembrane transporter activity; water channel activity.